Messenger RNA from Pelobates fuscus (common spadefoot toad), 1819 nucleotides. RefSeq names its product SET domain containing 6, protein lysine methyltransferase (gene SETD6). The transcript has 10 exons. Lineage: Eukaryota; Metazoa; Chordata; Amphibia; Anura; Pelobatidae. Gene Ontology annotation, molecular function: DNA binding; protein-lysine N-methyltransferase activity; protein binding. Gene Ontology annotation, biological process: DNA transposition; DNA integration; peptidyl-lysine monomethylation. Gene Ontology annotation, cellular component: nucleus. The coding region runs from base 5 to 1732 and encodes 575 amino acids. The record is from RefSeq and is a predicted model, not a curated record.
AGACAUGGAGCCCCAACUCAAGAAACGGAAGAGUAAAGAAGUCUCAAUGCCAGUCAAGGAGGCCAUCAUGGAGCUGAGAAACCACAAAAAAUCCACAAUAAGAGACAUUGCCAAAACACUGGGGGUCUCAAAAUCAACAGUUUUGUACAUUGUUAAGAAGCAGGAGCGCACUGGAGGCCUCAGCAAUAGCAAACGAUCUGGUAGACCCCGAAAGACCACAGUAAUGGAUGACCAAAAGAUGUUUGCCAUUCUGGAAAAAAACCCUAGUUCCACUGUCGAACAGAUCAAGAUCACACUCCAGAAUGUAGGUAUUGAGGUGUCAGAAAGUACCAUAAAGAGAAGACUUCACCAGCAGAAACUUAGAGGGUUCACCUCGGCAUAUAGACCAAUGGUGUGUGAAGAAACAAGUCCAAUGGGGAACACCUUGCCUGUCACCAACUUCCUGGUCUGGUGUGAGGAGAUGGGUUUGGAACUGAGUCCCAAGGUGUAUAUCAGUUCAGAAGGUACUGUGGCACAAUAUGGCAUGAUGGCGCGUGAGGACAUCUUGGUCGGGGAAGUUCUGUUCAGCAUUCCUAGGUCUGCGCUUCUAUCCCAGAAUACAACGAGGGUCCACGAACUGCUGUUGAAAGAGCAGGAGACUCUGGCCAGCCCGUCUGGGUGGGUUCCACUUCUCAUCGCUCUCAUGUAUGAAGCUACGGAUAGCGGCUCCCCUUGGGCACCUUACUUUGGGCUCUGGCCUCUCUUGGAUCCUCCUGACCUGCCCAUGUUUUGGUCCGACGAGGAAAAGACAACACUCCUACAAGGAACUGGAGUGUCUGAAGCUGUGAAGAAAGAUCUGGAGAACAUGGAGCAGGAAUAUGAAUCCAUCGUCUUACCUUUUAUCCAGAGACAUCCGCACUUGUUUAACCCUGAGGAACACUCUCUGGAUUUGUACAAGAGGCUGGUGGCAUUUGUUAUGGCAUACAGCUUUCAGGAGUCGCUGGAAGAGGAAGAGGAGGACUCUGGAAAGGAGGAUAACCCACCCAUGAUGGUGCCUGUGGCUGACCUCCUAAACCAUGUGGCACAGCACAAUGCACACUUGGAGUUCACACCGGAAUAUCUCCGCAUGAUCACCACGCGGCCGGUCCAGGCUGGGCAAGAGCUAUUUAACACCUAUGGGCAGAUGGCAAACUGGCAGCUCUUGCACAUGUACGGCUUCACAGAGCCCCAUCCCCAAAACAGCAACGAUUCGGCAGAUAUUCAGAUGACAACGCUCCGCAAGGCUGCAUUACACGCUGCCACUUCAGAAGAUGACCGUGCCCGGGUGCAGGAGCGCUGGGACUUGCUGUGUGACAUGGAGAUGGUGGGAGAGGAAGGGGCCUUUGUGUUUGGCUGUGAGGAGGUCAUGACAGAUGAAGAACUGAGGACCUGCCUGAAGGUGCUCUGUAUGUCUGCUGAAGAGUUUGCGGAAUACAAGGAGAAUGAGGGCUGGGAGGAAGAUGAAGAAGAAGAUGACGACGAACAGACACUGAUGAUGGAAGACUUAUCGAGGCUGCCGGCGCUGUGGCGUCAGCUACUACAUGCCAGCUCCAUCCUCACUUUGAAGGACUUUGCUGCCGACCUGGACAGUGACCACGCCAUGAUCACCAAUGCUGCAACGUACGCUAAGCUGAGCGUCAGGGAGCGCCAUGCUCUCCAGGUGCGAUACGGCCAGAAACGCAUUUUACACAGGAUCUUGGAACUAACAAACUGACUGGCGCACCCAGGAACUGGAAGACUUGUUUAUUUUAGCAUUGUUUAAUUAAAAUGGCCGCCUUUUCUAAGGAAGCAUGUCUGAUAA